Molecule: messenger RNA, 4452 nt
Organism: Aspergillus affinis
Lineage: Eukaryota; Fungi; Ascomycota; Eurotiomycetes; Eurotiales; Aspergillaceae
Product: putative beta-N-acetylglucosaminidase
Exons: 8
Coding region: 1-4452 (1483 amino acids)
Biological process (GO): mitochondrial electron transport, succinate to ubiquinone; tricarboxylic acid cycle; carbohydrate metabolic process
Molecular function (GO): succinate dehydrogenase (quinone) activity; flavin adenine dinucleotide binding; electron transfer activity
Source: RefSeq, a predicted model, not a curated record
AUGCAGCCCUCGGAGCUAAGGAAAGAAGUUGGUCAGCUUUUUGCAGUUGGCUUUCAUGGCCUCACUCCGAGUCCAGAAAUUAAAACCUUGAUCCAUGAUCACGGCCUUGGCGGGAUUGUUCUCUUUAAACGAAAUGUUCAGGACGCCGCCCAAUUGCAGGCUUUAAUAUUGGCCCUUCAAGAGGAAGCGAAGGCUGCUGGACAUGAGCAUCCGCUGUUCAUUGGAAUCGACCAAGAGAAUGGAUUUGUCACAAGGAUAUCGCCGCCAAUCGCCCCUCAACUUCCAGGCGCGAUGGCUCUAGGGGCUACAUAUGACCCCGAGCUUGCCUACAAAGUGGGAACUGCCACUGGGGAAACGUUGAGACUGUUUGGGAUCAAUAUGAACUAUGCACCCGUCUGUGAUAUUAACUCGGAGCCCCUGAACCCCGUCAUUGGUGUACGUAGUUUCGGGGAUGACCCCGGUUUCGUGGGGCGGUUUGCGGGUGCUACUGCGCGAGGUCUCAGAGAGCAGAAAGUUGUCCCUACCGUCAAGCAUUUCCCCGGUCACGGAGAUACUGCGGUGGACUCGCAUUACGGACUCCCGGUGAUACAGAAGACGAGGGAUCAACUAGAGCAAUGUGAAUUGAGACCCUUUCGCCGAGCAGUCGCCGAAGGCAUAGAGGCCGUGAUGACCGCACAUAUCUCCCUGCCUGCUCUUAGGGGUUCUACCCUCCCCGCCACGCUUUCUACCGAUGCCUUGAACAUCCUGCGCGAGGACAUGCAGUAUGAUGGCAUGGUGGUUACAGACUGCCUGGAGAUGGACGGAAUCCGUGCAACCUACGGUACUGAGCAAGGGGCAGUCCUUGCUCUUGGGGCUGGCAGCGACAGCAUCAUGAUCUGCCAUACCUAUAGUGUGCAGGUGGCGUCUAUCGAUCAAGUUAUAGAGGCUGUCGAGUCCGGGAAAAUCCCAAUGGCGCGCUUGAAGGAAGCCCAUCGCCGGGUCACCAAGGUGAAGCAAGAUUUCUUAAGUUGGGACGCAGCGUUGAAACCCCAGGGCCUCGAUGGCCUUGUCUCCAUCAAUGACAAGGCGCUUGAACUGGCUACCAAGGUCUAUUCGAAGUCCGCUACUAUUGUUCGCGAGAAGCCAGGUGUCUUUUCCAAGCUCUUCGACGAAUCCUCUACCGUGGUAUUCCUUUUCCCCGGCGAGAAGACCCCUGCUGGUGGUGCAGUAGACGGGGAAGGACUGGGAAGAAAGGGAUCUUACAACGCCACUGAGUAUCUUGAAAUACUCAAAAGGGAAUCAGCAAAUGCUACCGAGAUUCGCUAUGGGGAACCAGGUCUUUCAUCGGAGGAGUGGAGUCGCGUCGAGGCCGCCGAUGUCGUUGUAUUCACAUCCAUCAAUGCGCGAGAAUCGCAAUAUCAAAGAAACCUAGGCCUUGAACUGCCACAGCGUGCUCGGAAUCUCGUUGCUAUUGCCGCUUGCAGCCCUUACGACUUCCUAGAUGAUGUGAGCAUUAGAACAUACGUCACUACAUAUGAACCAACGAUCGAAGCUUUUUCAGCAGCCGUUAAGCGCAUGAAAGGUGAAGGAGAUCUUCAGAAGGGUCAACUGCCAGUUGGAUCACUAAAGCCAACACCACAAUGGAUCAAGGUAGAUAACUACCAGGCGGCGAGAGACUUUUACCCUGUGCUGGCGCUUUGGAGAAAAGCCCUGCCCACUUACCCGCUACUUGAAACAUCACCGCUAAUGGAACCAAAAAAUGGACACCAUUUUGUCGUGGGACAUGGAAAAAAUCUCAUUGGGUUCUGCCUUUUGUUCACCGAGGAACGACAGAACGUUACUUGCGGUCAUCUGGCGGCGUUGGCGGUUGAUCCGAGCAAGCAGGGGCUGGGCUUGGGAACCGCUCUAGUUGCAGCAUGCCGGUCGUGGCUCAAGAAAGAGUUUAAGAACGCUCGUUUGGAGCUGGGAAGCUCAUUUCCUCGAUUCUGGCCCGGAGUUCCCACUGAUCUGCCUUCCGAAGUCCUACAAUUUUUCGUCCAUCGGGGCUUCCAGCUCAAUCCCGCGUCGGCCCGGUCUGUUGACCUGUACCAGGACAUCCGGGACUUCCAGGCCCCGGAAAAAUACGUCGCUAGAGCUCGGGACCGAGGCUAUAAGUUUGAACCUUUAAAACCAGAAGGCUUUCUGAAAGGCUUGGUAGGACAGAAGAGAAACUUCUCUGAUAACGAGGCCUGGGUUCAAAAAUUCAUGGACCUUGAUCCAACUGUGUACCCCUCCAGCAUCAUGACUGCGUGGGAUGAUAAAGGCAACCAGGUUGGCUGGGCGCUCAUGCUGGGGCCGGAAUGCGACAUCCUCCGGGAGAAUUGGGCCUUCCCUCCCAUCUGUGGCCCCAAAACGGGGCUGAUCGGCUGCGUAGGCGUGGACAAAGACCAUCGCAACGGUGGAGUCGGUCUCGCUCUUGUCAGCCAUGCGAUCGAAAACAUGAAGCAGAGAGGCAUUGAGGGGGUUUUCGUGGACUGGGUGGCUUUGGAUGGCUGGUAUGAACAGCUCGGGUUCGAGGAUCCUCCAAUGUAUCGUCUACCUCGUAUCUCUCGUCUGGCCCGGUGCCAUAACAAGGUGCUGGGACCGACCAAUCGACGGCUGUCAUCGGUUUCCACACAGCCGUUACCUCACUCAGACACCCCUCUGUUCGACCAUCAUUACGAUGCCCUCGUCGUGGGAGCCGGAGGAGCCGGUCUUCGCGCCGCCGUCGGGCUGACCGAGUCCGGACUCAAAACAGCCUGUAUCACGAAACUCUUUCCGACGCGAUCUCAUACGGUCGCCGCACAGGGCGGUAUCAAUGCUGCCCUGGGCAAUAUGACCCGGGACGACUAUCGGUGGCACAUGUUUGAUACAGUCAAAGGAUCCGACUGGCUUGGGGAUCAGGAUGCUAUCCAUUACAUGACGCGAGAAGCUCCGCAAGCGAUUUAUGAGCUGGAAGGAUAUGGGAUGGCUUUCUCACGAACCAAGGACGGCAGAAUCUAUCAGCGGGCUCUGGGUGGACAGAGUUUGGAGUAUGGACGCGGAGGGCAGGCAUAUCGGACGGCCUGCGCCGCGGACCGGACGGGACAUGCCAUGCUGCAUGCGUUAUAUGGACAGGCAUUAAAGCACGACACUGAAUUCUUUGUCGAAUUUUUCGCGCUCGACCUGCUUAUGGUGGACGGAGCCUGUGUUGGGGUCAUCUGCUUGUCUCUAGAAGAUGGCAGUCUUCAUCGAUUUUUCGCUCGUAAUACAGUGCUCGCCACGGGGGGCUAUGGCAGGGCUUACUUCUCCUGCACAUCUGCUCAUACCUCCACUGGUGAUGGCAGUGCUAUGGUCGCGCGUGCCGGCCUUCCAAAUCAGGACAUGGAGUUUAUUCAGUUUCAUCCAUCCGGCAUAUAUGGCGCUGGAGUGCUGAUCACUGAAGGAGCACGCGGCGAGGGAGGAUACCUGCUUAAUUCCCAGGGCGAGCGGUUCAUGGAACGAUAUGCUCCUACCGCCAAGGAUCUUGCGAGUCGGGAUGUGGUAGCCCGCGCCAUGAAUCUGGAAAUUCGGGAGGGCCGUGGAUGCGGACCACACCGUGACCACAUUCAUCUGCAACUGUCGCAUCUACCGCGCGAUCUUAUUCAUAAUCGGCUACCUGGCAUCCUGGAGACGGCGUCUAUAUUCGCCGGCAUCGAUGUCACCCGAGACCCUAUCCCCGUGGUGCCAACGGUCCAUUACUGUAUGGGUGGGAUCCCCACAAACUUCAAGGGUCAGGUCCUAAGGGUUUCCACGGAGGGCGCCGAGUCUCCCGCCCCUGGACUCUAUGCUGCGGGUGAAGCGGCCUGCGUUAGCGUCCAUGGGGCCAAUCGGCUUGGCGCCAACUCUCUACUGGAUAUCGUGGUAUUUGGACGUGCAUGUGCCAUUGAUAUCGCCGAGAACAACGAGCCUAACAUGCCGCUAUACUCGUCUUGCUCGGGGAACGCAACCAUUGGGCUGGACUCGAUCCGAGACAUGCACCGCGUCCGGACCGCGGAUGGCGAUAUGUUGACGGCACAUAUUCGGGAGCAGCUCCAGCGAGCUAUGCAGUCAGACAUUGCUGUAUUUCGGACCGAGUCGUCUCUCAUCGAAGGCACGUCUAAAGUACAACAAGUGCAGCACGAUUUCUCGACGCGAUUGGCUACGAGGGAUCGUAGCUUAAUAUGGAACUCGGACCUUGUAGAGACGCUUGAGUUGCGCAAUUUGCUGACCUGUGCGGCGCAGACCGCGCAUGCAGCUGUGCAGAGGACGGAAAGUCGUGGGAGCCACGCUCGAGAGGAUUUCCCGGAAAGAAACGACGCGGGCUGGCUGCGGCAUAGUUUGACGUGGCAAGGCCGAGAAGAUGAGCAAGUGCGCGCGGGGUAUCGAGAAGUCAUGAUGAAAACGUUGGAUGAGAAAGACUGCGCAACUGUGGCCCCCUUGAAGCGAAGCUAUUAA